CUAUUAUUUGUAUAUUUGUAAAUAUUAUUCCAAAGACGGCAGUUGUGUCUGUAUUAUUCCAAAUUUCAACUUUGAAAUGGAAACAGACAAUAUUUCUCAACAAGUUGAAGAAGUAGAAGUGCUCAAAUCCAUUUAUGAAAAUGAAUGGAUCGCCGAAGAUGGAAGUGGAUCUUUCAUUAUGAAAAUAUCUCCAUCUGUGAAACUAUUCAUCACCUUGCAUCCAGAUUAUCCCUCCGAAAAACCACCAAAAUACGAACUAAUGGCUCCUGAAUUAUCUGCUGAUGAGAAGAUUAAGUUAUAUAAAGAAUUCAAGACGAUUUAUGAAGAAAGUAUGGGAAGCCCCAUUUUGUAUCAAUGGAUUGAAAAAUUGAAGGAGUAUACAAUUUUCAAACCUAAAAAUAUAAAUGAGAAAAAGAAAGCUUUGGAUGUCCCUAAAACACAAAAAAAUAAGCCAAAUGAUGAUUUUGAAAGAUUUUCUAAGCAAGUUGUACAUGGACCAAUUAUAGAGGAUCGUAAAAGUGUAUUUCAGGGACAUGUAUGUGCUGUUAGCAGUGAAGCUGAAGUCAGAAAUUUCAUUGAGUUCCUGAUGGAAAAUAAGAAGAUUGCACAAGCCACUCAUAACAUAUAUGCAUAUAGAAUUAUUAAGAAUUCAUCAUUCUUACAGGACUGUGAAGAUGAUGGUGAAAACCAUGCAAGUAAAAGAGUGUUGCAUUUACUGCAGUUGCUGAAUUUAGAGAACGUUAUAGUUGUUGUAUCUAGAUGGUAUGGAGGUAUACAGUUAGGACCUGAUAGGUUUAAACAUAUAACAAAUGCAGCUAGACGCGCGUUGGUACAAGCUGGAUUCGUUAAAUAAGUUUUUAUUUAUUUAUUAAACAAGAAAUAUAUAUUUAUACAAUUUUAUUUUGAUUCUAUUUUUUAUUAUAUAACAUUGGAAAAUGUUGAUAUAAUUUGUUUCCUGAUAAUUUUAAUGAAUAAAUCGUUUGAAGAAAA
Coccinella septempunctata (seven-spotted ladybird) is the source of this 990-nucleotide messenger RNA. RefSeq names its product protein IMPACT-like. Gene Ontology annotation, biological process: regulation of translational initiation. Lineage: Eukaryota; Metazoa; Arthropoda; Insecta; Coleoptera; Coccinellidae. Bases 77 to 853 code for a protein of 258 amino acids. Gene Ontology annotation, molecular function: protein binding. The transcript has 5 exons. Gene Ontology annotation, cellular component: cytoplasm. The record is from RefSeq and is a predicted model, not a curated record.